ACCAAACAAAUCGACAUGAAGGCUUUCAUCGUUCUUAUGGCUCUGGCCGCCUGCACCGCCACCGCUCUGGCUGGCCGCACCCUGGACCGCUGCUCCCUGGCCCGCGAGAUGUCCGACCUGGGUGUUCCUCGUGACCAGUUGGACAAGUGGACCUGCAUUGCCCAGCAUGAGAGCGACUACCGCACCUGGGUGGUCGGCCCGCCCAACUGGGAUGGAUCCAACGACUACGGUAUUUUCCAGAUCAACGAUCUGUACUGGUGCCAGGCCGAUGGACGUUUCUCCUACAACGAGUGCGGCCUCAGCUGCAAUGCCCUGUUGACCGACGACAUCACCAACUCCGUGCGUUGCGCCCAGAAGGUGCUCAGCCAGCAGGGAUGGUCCGCCUGGGCCGUGUGGCACUACUGCAGCGGAUGGUUGCCGUCCAUCGAUGAGUGCUUCUAAACUGAUAUUGACCCCGAAUAAAUUAACUGCAUAUAAAA
Drosophila kikkawai is the source of this 479-nucleotide messenger RNA. It is a transcript of the gene LysS, whose product is annotated as Lysozyme S. NCBI's taxonomy places the organism in Eukaryota, Metazoa, Arthropoda, Insecta, Diptera, Drosophilidae. Gene Ontology annotation, molecular function: lysozyme activity. The record is from RefSeq and is a predicted model, not a curated record.